AUGUCUUCGAUCGGUGAAUUUGCUUGUACUUACGCUUGUUUAAUCCUUCACGAUGAUGAUAUUCCUAUCAAUAUAAUAAUUGAUGAACUGAUCAUGAACGUUAGAACCCCAACUUCUAACAAUAAUGUUGCCACUCCUCCUUCAAUUACUGAUAACGAUGCUUCCACUGCACCUUCUGUCAAUAACAAGAAGAAGGAGGAAAUAAAAGAAGAGAGUGAUGAUGAAGCCAUGUUUAGCUUAUUUGAUUAG
Messenger RNA from Solanum verrucosum, 249 nucleotides. RefSeq lists its product as uncharacterized. Gene Ontology annotation, biological process: cytoplasmic translation. Lineage: Eukaryota; Viridiplantae; Streptophyta; Magnoliopsida; Solanales; Solanaceae. Bases 1 to 249 code for a protein of 82 amino acids. The transcript is spliced from 3 exons. The record is from RefSeq and is a predicted model, not a curated record. Gene Ontology annotation, cellular component: cytosolic large ribosomal subunit. Gene Ontology annotation, molecular function: ribonucleoprotein complex binding; protein kinase activator activity; structural constituent of ribosome.